AUGGCGUGCGGCGCGCCGGCCGCCGUCGAGCUGUUGUACGGCCCUGGCGAGGCAGGCAGCAGUGAGCGCCUGCAGCUGGGAUCCGCGGUCAACGUGGCCGGACGAGCACUGCUCUGCAGCGUGGAAAGCGCCGAGCAGCUGCGGAAGCGCUUGGAGGACCAGCGCGAGGCGCUGGCGAAGAGGUCUCGCCCGGGCAGCUCGCCGGAGCCGCGCACACAUAAUGUUUCAACCCAGGACGAGGGGGCUCAGCGCAACGGUCCCUCCGCCGAAACCGUCGAGGGAGAGGACCCGUUGGUGCAGCGCGUGGUCGGGCAGGUCGAGUGCAACGCGACGCAGGAGCACCGCCCGCACGGGCAGCAACUCGACGAGAACCACAGUGCACCGCGUGAAGCCACACCGUCGGAGGACGGCGCGGCGUCCGAGGCGUCUGGCGAGGGCAACAUCGUGGGUCUCUUCAUACCGCAGCUGCAGGCCACGCUUGCGAAGCACGACCCUGCGCAGGCCACGCCCGCGCGGGCCGCGAAACGGAAGCACUCUGCGAGCCCUGCUCCGUUGCCGUGGAGGGCGCCCUCCCGCCAGUGCGUGGCGCCGUCGCUGGCCGAACGGCUUCAGGAGAUUGCGGGCGAACUGCACGAGGUGAAGGAGGGCCGGCGCACGAGUGAGGCGAACUUCAUCGUCAAAAAGGCCCUGCGCGCCGUGCUUGAUGUGCUGCCCGGCGAAGCCUGGGCGAUGCCGCUGGUCGAUCUGCGCACAUUUCGCGCGCAAAGGGUCGUGAACCCGGGCGGCGCGGUCGAGCAGGUGAAGCAGACGGGCGACUUGGAGAAUUCAGAACUGCGGGAUCUACAAGAGCUCCUGGCGGGGCACGGGUUCAACGAGCCACGCGACGCCGCGCCGUUCCUGGAGUCGAUCGAGUCGAAGUUGCGGGCGGAUGCGUUCAAGCGGGGGUGGCUCACGCGCGAGCCGGACUACGUCCACACGAAGCGCUUCAUUUGGCGGGAACAACUCAUUGCCGGGUUCCCGGACUGGGCGGGCGCCGCGGAGUCCGCGCUGGCUGUCGUGGAGGCGCUGGACGCGGACGGGUCUUUGUCGGCGAUCGGCAAGCUCGGGUUCUCGCUCGCCGGGACGCACUGUCGCCUGGGGCGCAAGAGCUGGGCGGAGCGCUUCGCACGCGUCUGGCGGCGCAUUCGCUGGAUUUGGUGCCAAAUACCGUGCUCGGCAUGCCGUCCCGGCAUCGGGCCGCGCUCGAGGGAGUGGGCGGCGCGCAUCGAGAGGGCGAGAGACGAGUGCGACAUUGAGGCGCUGAAGAGGGGCAUCCUCUGGGUCCUGGACGAGGCGCUGCGGCCGGGCGCGCGGGUGCGGAAGCGGAUCCCGUCCGAGAUGGAGGGGCGCAAGCCGAAGGUGCCGCCGAGCGAGCUCAAGCCCCUGCAGAAGUGGACCCAGGCAGAGGAGCAAGAGUGGCGGAGGAACCUCCGCGAGUGCCGCGGUCCGAUUCGUCUCGGGAACCUCGUGUGGCAGCUUUACACUCAGCACAUGGACUAUCAAGACCUUGAGCCCUUCGAUGACUCCGACGACGACAUCAACGACGACGCAGCCCGCCGCGCGAGCUGCGGGCAGGUGCCCGCGAGGCCGGGGUCGGGAGCGCCCGCCAGGCGGACUGCGGACCGCAGCGGCCCCGGGGGACCGUCGAGCGGCGCGGCAGCACGGAUGGGGAGCGAGGACGUGGUGGACGACCGGUCUGCGAGGGCAGAGGGCGGCGGUACCGGGGUGGACGUUCCGCGCGUGAAGACGGAGCCGGAGGCGACUCAUGACGUCAGAGGUUCGCCCGCAGAGCAAGGUCUGCGCUGGUCUGAGCAUGUGGGCGCUCUGAACGGCCGGUGCGGUGUCGCCAGCGCGGCUGCGUCCCCCCGCGGAGCCGUGGCCGGGCUGCUGGCGGCGAGAGGGCUGCUGAAAAGGGGCUCGGUUUCGCCGGCGGGCCAGGAGGCUUCGGGGCGCAAGAACGAAGGUCCGUCUGAGGUGGAGCAGUCGGGCAGGGCGGACGCCGCGGCGCUAGGGGCACCGAAGAUGCGGGCGCGCAAGUUGAAUCUGGGGCCGUGGGACGAGCAGCCGAAGGUGGCGACGGCACGCAAGUCAGCGGCGGCGCCAAUCGACGCGGUGAUGCAGGAGGAUAUCGCGCCGGAAACGCGCGCGCCUCACGCCGGGCAGAAAGCACUGAAUCAGAAGGAGAAGCCACGAAAACAGUCGUGCGUGGUAGAGCUGUGGCCGCCGGGGCACGCGUCGGACGGCGAGCCGUGCAUGUCGCCACAAGAGGACCUCUCGGCGGACGUGCCGGACACGGCGUCGGACGAUUCUGCACACAUCCUGACGAGCGACGAGGAUCCGUGCGACGCGCUGAUAUCCAUGCUCAUCCCGCAGAUCCGCGAGCGCGCGGUGCCGUCCGCCACGUUCACGUGGCAGGCAAACAUCACGUGCACCGCCCUACCCAAAGAGGCUGGUUUCGAAUACUAUAUCCCGUUCAAAGUAGACCUGGAAGACGUGCAGUCUGACGCGGACGACGAGAGGGAGUCAGGCCCUGGGGUCGACGCGGUCGGGGGCGUCGCGACGGCCGUCGCUGCGCCUGCUGCCGCCGUGAAUGUGCUGCCAUUCCAGCCCGGCAAGCUCGCGGCGCUGCCGGCGUCGGUGUCGGCGAACACGGUGCACUCGGACGACACAGUGAUGCAAUGCGCGGCGGAGGACGAGGUCGGCUCUGCGGAGACGCUGGAGGAGCGCGGCAACCCCUACUGGGUCAACGAGAACAUGGCAGUCGUGUGCAUUAGCUCUUCGUCUGAGGACGAGGCUGCAGGGACGGCCCGAAGCUUCCUCCCAGCGCCCCCUCCUCCCGUCGACCUGUGCGUGGAGAUCGACGUUUCAAGCAGCGAAGAGGGCGACGACGAGCUCUACGACCGCAAGGUGAAGCUGUCGGUGGACGUGGAGCGCGAGGACGGGUCCCAGCCGCUCUGCACUGAGUGCGCACGCGUGCAGCCGACGCUGAUGCGGGCCGACGGGACGCAUCUGUGCGUGGCGUGCGCGCCGUGGUGGCUGCGGUCGACGGCCGCUGAGACGGCGCAGAGCUGCUGUGUCUGCCGGCACGCACGCGUGUCGCCCAGCUGGAUCAAGCAACCUGUCGGGAGCGGCCUUGUGUGCAUGCACUGCGCUUGCAUGACGUCGGCGCUCCUGCGGCGCCGCGAGUGUGCGUGCGGCGCCACGUCCGACGCGGCCGAGGACGGGCGCGCGCACGUGGCGCUGACGGACGACGGGGAGGCCGGGCAGUGGGUGUGCGACAGCUGCGUGGACGCGGUCCCGCGGCCGCCGGGGCCGGGGUGCCUGGAGUGCGGGCGCACGAGCAGCAAGGGCUGGGUGCCGGAUCCGCUGCGGGUGCUGCGAGGCCAGCCGUGGGGCCCGGAUCGCCUCUGCAUGGAGUGCCUGCCUGAGGCGGUGCAGAGCGCAGUCUGCUGCUACCGCACAUUGCUGCGUCAGAGACUGCCUGAUGCGAAGAAGCCAAUGUCCAUCGCGCUCAUGGGCCGAUACCGCUUCUAUGCGGCGAAGGGCAAGGAAGCGGCCGCCCAGCUGGCCCGGAGGGGGCGCAGGAAGGUGCAGGGCAGGAUCUCACAGAAGCUUUCAGAGAUGUGGAACAAGCUGAGCGAGUCUGAGCGGCAGGAGUGGAUCGCGCGGGCAAGGAAGGAUCGGGAGAGGCAGGUGGCGCUGCGCGAGUCGUCUCCCGGGUCCGGUUCCGGCAGCCACGGCAGUGGUCCGUCGGAUGUCGCGCAGGGCGCAGCGAAGAAGCUGCCGUUCGAUCACGCUGGUGACGCGGCGGUCGCUUGCCCUGGGUGCGGCGAACGCGCGGCGUCCACGCUGGCUACGCGCACGAAGCACUUGAAGCCGCUGUGCGAGGCGUGCGUGCGCGCGUGGGUGGAGAUCGUGUGCGGGGGUCUGGUGUGCUCUCAGUGCAGCGCCCGGGUCGACUGGGACAAGGUGAACAAGGAGGCGAUCAACCCAGGCGAUGGUCGCGUCGUCUGCAUUGGCUGCGCGCCGGGCACCGGGCGCGCGAAGCGGCAGUGCCGCCUGCAGCAGCCAUCUUGGAUGAAACUGCUCCAUCCGCAGCAGCAACCGGCGGCGUGGCAGCGCGCGCGCACGGAGGAUGCAGGGGACGGCCUUCCGGGAUGCACUUGUAGCGAGGUCCGCGCAGAGGACAUCGGCGCCGGCAAGGCUGGGAAGGCGUUCAUGCGAUGGAAAAAGAGGAACCCCAACACAUGGUUGGCGCAACACGCCGACUGCCUGUGGGAGGCGAUGCUGUUGACGGACUGCAUGCCGCCGACGCGCCUUCAGGUCGAGCGCGUCCCGGGCAAGGGAUGGGGCGUCGUUGCGCGCGAAGAUAUCCCAAGAGACAGCUUCGUAAUGGACUUUGGCGCUGUAGUGAUGCCGGAGGGCCGGGAUCACAAGCACGAGGCGCGCGUGUCGCACCGGCGGAACAUACACGAGAACAAAUUCGAGAUCUGGUCGAGCGACGUGUCGCAGAAACUCCUCCUGGUGCCCACGCGGUAUGGCAACGCAGCGCGCUUGAUGAACCACGCCUGCGCAGACGGGACGAUCGACUCCGCGACCCAGAAGCCGUGCCCGCGCGCGGUCAAGAAGCUGAAGCGGCUCGCGGAGGAGCUGGGCAUCGACGGCGAGAACAAGCGCGCCGAUCCUAACAAGAUCCCGGAGGGGGGUAUUGUUCCGCCUUAUACCUACCUGAGCGCGGCGGACCACAUCGACGACCUGCGCCCGAUCGGGACGGGCAGCGUGGUUCCAGACCUUGACAAGCUCCGGGAGGACGGACGCGCCCCGGGGUGCCGCGCGGCGCUCCGGAAAAUUAACCAAGAAGACAAGGUAGUGUUCUUCACGGUGAGGGACGUGCCCGAGGGGGCGGAGCUGGUGUACGACUACAAAAUGACCAUCAACGGGCAGUCGCAGCACGACGUGGGGAAGAAGCGCUGCAAGUGCGGCACAGCGGGGUGCCGGCAGCGGAUAAUGUGA
This is a messenger RNA of Pedinophyceae sp. YPF-701, 5052 nucleotides long. The record is from the annotation of a GenBank genome assembly. Lineage: Eukaryota; Viridiplantae; Chlorophyta; Pedinophyceae.